Scleropages formosus (Asian bonytongue) is the source of this 2682-nucleotide messenger RNA. RefSeq names its product synaptogyrin 2a (gene syngr2a). Bases 161 to 832 code for a protein of 223 amino acids. The record is from RefSeq and is a predicted model, not a curated record. The transcript is spliced from 4 exons. NCBI's taxonomy places the organism in Eukaryota, Metazoa, Chordata, Actinopteri, Osteoglossiformes, Osteoglossidae. Gene Ontology annotation, cellular component: synaptic vesicle membrane; neuromuscular junction.
GCUGGACUGACGUGCAACGUAUGUUUCCGUACUGGGCGGAUCUUUCACUUUCAGGAAACGGCAGCGAAAGCAAUCUGCUGCGAGGUGUAACGAGACAAAAAGCUGAGCUGAAAUAACACUUCUCUUCUCUGCGUGAUCAAGACUCGCGAGCUCUUGGGCAAUGGAGUCGGGCGCGUACGGGGCUUCGCUGGCGGGGGGCUCCUUCGACUGCGUCGCGUUCCUCAAACAGCCGCAAACGAUCGUGCGCGUCCUCAGCUGGGUGUUUGCCAUUGUGGUUUUUGCGACCAUCACAGGAGAAGGCUACAUCAACACAAGUGCUGAAAAUGCCAAGUGCAUGUUUAACGAGAACGACGGUGCCUGUAGCUAUGCAGUGUUUGUUGGAGUGGUGGCCUUCCUGUCCUGCGUUUUCUUCCUGGUGCUGGACGCCUACUUCCCCCAGAUCAGCAAUGCCAAGGAAAGGAAAUACAUAGUCACUGCCGAUCUGGGCUUCUCAGGCCUGUGGACAUUCCUGUGGUUCAUCUGUUUCUGCUACUUGGCCAACCAGUGGUCACACACCAACAAAACUGAUAACGUCAUUGUGGAUGCUGCACGGGCUGUGGUGGCCUUCUCUUUCUUCUCCAUAAUCACUUGGGGGCUGCUGGUCUUUUUUGCUGUGCGAAGAUACCGUGAAGGAGUGACUGAAUUUAGUCAGAACUACACAGAUCCAGCAAAUGACCACACCACCCCCUACCCUCCAUACGCCACCACUGUCCCACAAGGCUACCAGCAGUCCCCCUUCUCUUCCAACACAGAGCAGCAGGGAGAUGGAGGCUACCAGCCUCCAGCCUACUAAUGAAGGUGUUCAGUUUGGAGCACAUGAGGGUCAUGGGUGUGGCCUUGGGGUUAGGUGGGCUCAUGGAGUUAUUUUUUUAAAGCAGCCAAUUAAGUUUUAACAACCAGCAUGAGUCCCCUCACUCCAAUGGGUUUGUGUGUGUGUGUGUGUGUGUGUGUGUGUGUGUGUUUUGUUUUGUUUUGUUAAAAGUGUAUUUAUUUGCUGUUGCAUCCUUACAUACAUACAGCAAAAAUCCACGUUUGGUUGGGAUGGGUGCUGCCAUAACUAGACUUGCCACUUUUUUUUUCUGCUGCAUGUCCACUCACCAGGUCCAGCCAUACUGUCAGUAAAGCAACAGCCAAUUUAGCAGGCUAAACAAUUUUUUAGACCAUAUCCUGAGGGGUGCAAUCCAAGCAUAAACACAGGCUUACAGGGUUGCCAGAGUAAGUGAUUUUCAGUUUCUUCCUGAAAUUAAACAGCUUUCCAGAGUUAACUGCAAUUCAUUAGGUUCUGUAAUAUCUGGACCAAUGAAAACUUAAGUAUUGUGACAAUUACAUUAAAAUGUUUUAAGGUUUAAAUAUGGCUGUGCAUUAUUUUUAAUGGCAUUCAUCAGUAUUUUAUGUUUUUCAUUGUAAUUCUGGAAGAAAAAAGACCACAUGGUUUCAUUAAGAAGGGUCCUAUAUUUGCUCAUCUGUAUAACCGGACCUGGCACUAACUUUGUAUAGUGAUACUUCGGCCCAAUUUAAUAUUUUACUAAGGCGUACAGUUUUAUAGGAGUGUUGCUUUAAUUGAAUAUUCCAAUGGUGUUGCAAUAACAGAAUUAAUAUAUCCCAAUCAAUGCAAUAGACUUACAUUAUUGCAGCACUGGUCACAUCACACUGCUGUAAUGUAGGCUCCAGAAGAAGCCAAUAAUCCCUGCGUUGAGUAUAUCGUGGCCUUUUGCCUUGGGAAUCUUCACAAAUGAUGUGCACUGGAUAAAAUGUGCCUUAAAUUUUUUUGUUGUUUAUAUCAAGCUGUAAAUACAACUAAACAGUAGAAGUCCACAGGUUAGAUCACGCUCGCAGUUCAUUCUUUUACAGUCUAAUUUACAUGUUUGUUGGGUGUGUUUGAAUGUAUGUAUCCAUGGAUGUCUCUUUAAAUGCUCUUUUUAUUCUGCUGUAACCAACAUAUUCCACACAUUUGACGGAACAAGGUCAUUCAUACAUUCUUGCGUGAACAUAACUUCUUCGGCCAUAGGUCUUAGAUGUUACUCACAUAUUAUCAGUACCAUCUUCAAUAUACUGUAAGUUUGUAGCUGUUAAUUAAAUGUUUACAGGGGCCCAGAAACAUAUGCUGCACCGCACUGAAAGAUUUCCGUACAAGAGUUCUUCAUUCGGUAUGCAAAUUGCAAAAACAUCACCUCUGGGACAUCAAGCAGAAAAAAAACUCUGACAAUCAACAUUUUUACAUUUGAUCCUGACUGCAACCCCGUCUUUUUGCACCCUUAGAUGUUUGGGUAUUCAGUUCCACUUCUACUGUUAAAAGUUACUUGUUUCUAUGACUUGUAGUUUUGGCAGGAGACUCAUGCUGAGGACCACACCCAGUGUUUCUGAAGGAUAAUAUUGGAAGAGGUCCAUUAUUCUUUGUCUUGGUCUGCUGCUCAACUCUUUUUCAAAUGAUGUAACCGCUAAUAAUGAUUUUAUGCCAAAGUCUAGGAAAUAAGAUGAUCACAGCAAGUUAAAGGCAGAUUUCUUAAAGCUGCUUUUAACAGUCUUCCAUGUGUGUAAUCAACUGCUUGUUCAAAUUUCCAUGGUAAAUGAAACCUACAUACUUACUGAGCUAUGAAUCUGCAUUUGUAAAUCUAUACAAUCUUUCAGUGACAGUUUUCAGUA